Molecule: messenger RNA, 6987 nt
Organism: Chelonoidis abingdonii (Abingdon island giant tortoise)
Lineage: Eukaryota; Metazoa; Chordata; Testudines; Testudinidae
Gene: LONRF3
Product: LON peptidase N-terminal domain and ring finger 3
Molecular function (GO): metal ion binding; protein binding; ubiquitin protein ligase activity
Source: RefSeq, a predicted model, not a curated record
UGGGCGGUUCCAGCACCUGCUCCUCAGCCCAGCCCCGGGGCCCGGCCCCGCGCCCUGUAGAGUAGCCCCGGCCAUGGGCUCCCACCCGCCGCGCCAGCUGCUGCUGCAGUUCGCCGCCGGGGCGUUCCAGGCGCCGAGCUUGGAGCGCGCGGCCGAGCUCUGCGGGAGCCAGCUGCAGGUGGAUGCCCCGAGCCUGCUGCCCGAGUGGCAGGCGCUGCUCAAGCGGGCCGAUGCGCUGGCCCACGGGGGCCGGCUCCACGAAGCCUUCCAGCUCUACCAGUUGGUUUCCUGCCACCAGCAGCUGCGGGCGGAGCAGCUGGAGAAGCUGGUGGAGUGCCUGGCGCAGGGCAUCCGGCUCCGAGAGCAGCUGCCCGCCUGCUGUAGCGGCGGGGGCAGCCUCUUGCAGCCCCGGGACUGGGAUAUAUUCAGCUGUCGCAAAUGCCAGGGCUUCCUCUUCGAGCCUGUCUCUUUGCCUUGCGGACACACGUUUUGUAAAAAGUGCCUAGAGCGGGACAGGACCACUGAGUCCCACUGCGCCCUGUGCAAGGAAGAGGGGAGGUUGGCGGCUGGGCAGCACCUCCGCGUCAAUGUCAUCCUCAGCAACCUGCUGGCCAAGUGGUUCCCCGGCCAAGUGAAGGCAUCGCAGCUCAGGCACGAAGGGAACCUCCUAUAUAAGGAAAAGAAGCCGCAAGCUGCCCUGCAGAAGUACAAUGAAGCAGUCAGCCUAGCUCCAAAUGACCAUUUAUUAUAUAGCAACCGGUCCCAGAUUAACUCUACUUUGAAAUCUUAUGAAGAUGCACUGCAUGAUGCAGAAACAGCAUGCAGGCUCCAACCAUAUUGGUCAAAGGGUCACUUAAGGAAAGGACAAGCAUUAGCUAAUCUGGGGAAAAUAGAAGAAUCUUUAAGAGCGUUUCUAUUUUGCCUUGCCCUGGAUUUUGGGAACAGGACAGCCAAAUCAGAGGCUCAAAAGCUUCUACUUAAUUUAUUUUCACCCAUCCCGGGAAAUGCUCAGGAACACUUACCUGAUAUCCUGCAGGUGUUGUCACCUCACUCUAGAUUGAAGGGGAACCUUCUAAAUUCAGUGGGAUCUGCAGACACCAGCCAUAACUUACAAAGGUUGCUCAAGGUAAAUGUGAAACAGAAAAGGAGUUUUCCUGCUCAGGAAGAACAAAAAAUGAGUGACUGUGGCAGUCUGAGAAAAUCCAUUCAAAUGAUUGAAAGUAAAAAAGGCUGCUCAGAAGAUGAGAACAAACAUGCUUCUGCCCCCGAGUCUGCUGUUCUCAUUUCUGAGAAAUGCAGCCUUCUGAAGAGAAAGCACUGCUCUGAGGAAAUGAGAAGUGAUGAGGUGGCCUGCAAACUCAUGAAGAAAGGUGCAAUUGAUACGAAGGGAUCUAGUGCUGGGUGCCGCGUUCCAUUUGAAUUUGUGGACCCCUCUGACCUGGAUUGUUCUUUAUGUAUGAGGCUCUUUUAUGAACCUGUCACCACACCUUGUGGGCACACCUUCUGCCUGAAAUGUCUCGAAAGAUGCCUAGAUCACAAUGCAAAAUGUCCCCUGUGCAAAGAAGGUCUUUCUGAGUGCUUGGCUUUGAGGAAAUAUUGCAAAACGGUAAUGAUGGAGGAAUUAAUAGCGAAGUACCUUCCAGAGGAACUCACUGAGAGAAGGAAGAUUUAUGAAGAGGAAAUUGCAGAGCUUUCCAACUUAAAUAAGAAUGUUCCCAUCUUUGUCUGCACAAUGGCCUAUCCUACAGUCCCUUGCCCUCUGCACAUCUUUGAGCCAUGUUAUCGACUGAUGAUUCGAAGAUGCAUGGAGACUGGCACCAAACAAUUCGGAAUGUGUAUUGGUGAUCCUGUUAAGGGGUUUGCUGAUUAUGGCUGCAUUCUGGAGAUAAGAAAUGUUGAAUUCUUUGCUGAUGGUCGCUCUGUUGUAGACAGCGUCGGCAAGAGGAGGUUUAAAGUGACAGAGCACAGCCAGCGUGAUGGAUACAACACAGCAGAUAUUGAAUACAUUGAGGAUCAGAAGGUGCAAGGAGAGAACUAUGCUGAGUUACUUGUUCUACAUGAUUCUGUAUAUGAUCAGGCUUAUAUGUGGUUUAACUCACUCAAACAACCACUCAAGAGUCGAAUUCUCAGUCAUUUUGGUCCAAUGCCAGCUAAGGAUCCUGACCCACAGGCUAGCCCCAAUGGCCCUGCGUGGUGCUGGUGGGUCCUUGCUGUCCUUCCACUUGAGAGUAGAGCUCAGCUCCCAUUUCUUGCCAUGAAAUCCCUGAAAGACCGCUUGAAUGGCAUCAGACGUGUCCUUACGUUUAUGUCCCGUACAAGGUCACGAUGAUGCUGAGAACGAGCUGUGAAGCCUCUUGCAAUACUUGACUGUGGAGUCUCUCCUGUAACUAUAUCUAACUGCAAUAAUGUCUUACGGAUUUGUGUGUCAAAACAGGACAAGUCUGAAGUCUAACUUUCAAAGGAAAUAAAAUAUAAAGAGCCAAGGAUAUUUACAGAUCAUUGUGUAGUAUCCAUCUGGAUCUCUGAACUUUCUUGAGACGAGUAUUCAAUUGCUGCACUGCUAGGCUGGUGUCAUCGGUGUUAUAACAGAACAAAGUGAUCUUGUUUGCCAUAAACUUUUUUGAAAGUUUGAGGUGGGUUUUUUGUAGUAGUAGAUAAAUGAAAUCUGUGCAGUUUAAUGUGAAAGAGAAAUACUGAUAGUGUUAAAGCAUUAUUUCAAUGAACUGCAGAGUCUUUUAUUCCAAGUGGUUCAGGUUUAUAUAGCACUGUGUAUUAUGUCCACAACUUGUGUUUGAUCAUUUAUUUUUGCACUACAAUGUCUUUUUUUGGUUUCCAAAUGUAUAUUGUAAUUAUUUAUGUGUACAUUCUCUACACAGAAAGUAAGCUGCUUUAUUUAUUUAUGGGAUCUUACCAUGUAUGAAUGACUAGGGGGAAAGAUAUUAGGAAUACACAAGCGACUGCUUCCAUCAUUUUUCAAUACAUUUAUGUUUGAGUACUUUGAAUGUUUGUUUUUCUACUAUCUCCAGUGUUCUAUAUUCUAAGAAGGAUUGCCCCAACACAGCCAGCCAUGAAUAUGCAGGCUUUGUCUGAAAUAAUUCAGUCAGUUGCUGGGUAGAGCUUGAUCCUACAAUCUUAACUUGGCCCCCAGUCAAGCAAAGCACUUCAGCAUAUACUGAAGUGUUUUGCUGAUUGGGGCUUCGGGUAAUAAACUUCAGCUGGGUUUGCCCAGAGAUGACUGAAGGAUCCAGCCAUUAACUUUGCACAGAUAUAAAUAAUAGCACUAUGCAGCAGCUUGCGGUGAAAUGUUGUAUUUGAAUUGCUAUGAGCGUAUCACAGCUACCUACAAAUACAAAGCAGGAGUCGAUUGGUAUGAGAAGCAACUUUUCACAAAAGAGACCUAGAAAGAGGUAUUUCACUUCAGGUUAUUCGAGAAAUUCUUUGUAUCAACCCUAUUAAAUGUUAAGAUCUUAUGUUUGUAAUUAAUACUAUGAUUUGAUUUAAUUUAUGCUAUGAAGGGCUCCAGGAGGGCUCACGAGAAGGAAGGUAUUUUAAUAAACUUUCUAUUUAUUCCACCUCAACCUCCAGGUUUUUCCAUUAGCCAUAAGUCUCUACAUGACCUCUGCGUGUCUCCUGUUAGAGACUGUGAACAGCUUGAUAGCUAAUGGUUAAAACCCAAAAGGCAAAUGAAAAUGGGGCUUCGCUUCACUUUUUUCUGCCUCUUUUGCUCUGUGUAACAUAUUUUGGGCCUGAUCUUGCUUCCAUUAAAGUCAGUUGGAGAUCUACCAUUGACUUAAGUGGGAGCAAGCCUGGGUCUUUGUAUCUAAACUAUGGAUUUCCCUCUUCAGAGAGCAAGUAGGAUGGAUGAGAGUUCAUGAUAUUGCCCAGAAUAGUAUUUAUUUCAUACCCUUCUGGAAAAGUCCUGUAGAAUUUAGUAGAAUAUUGUCAUCUUUCCAUAGGUUUUUAAAAUCAUUUUAGUUUGAGAUAAUUUAUUUCAGUUUUAUAGUUUUUAGAUCAAUUUAUGAACCCUGUUAAGUUUCUGUAGAAUGUAAUUUGUUUCAGCCCUAUUAAAUUCUGUGGCACUUUCCUUUAAGUGCCAUAGAAACAAAUGGUCACACAUUUCAGUUUUCUGUCUAGUGAUGCAGAUUGAAAGUAUGUUUUGUUUUUGCUUUAGCUACUUUGUAAAUAUUACAGGAAACUCAUUUCCAUGCUGUUAGAUUGCCACACUUUUCUGUGGAUGGUACUGUGCCUGUUUGAGAAUACAGUAUAGGGCUUCUGUUCUGGGGGUUUAUUCACUUCAUUUUUUGGCAUUUGUUUUGAGUUCUAUGAAGAUAUCCAAACAUGGGGGUUUUCUCUUUGUAUAUACACUAAUACUGUUUCAAACAGCAUUACCUUAAAGGACAUUAGGGAGCCUUUAGUGUGAAUCAGCCAGGUCUGUAUGGACCAAUGAAUGUGCAAUAUGUUACUGAACUUCAGAAAUCACACAUCCAGAGUUCACAUUACUGCUUUGUGUUGGCAGGCCCUUACAAGCCAGUGAGCAGGGAUAUCACCUAUCUAAACAAACUGCACUACGAAAGGGGUGAAGUCAACAUGAAUUGAGUAACCAUUUCCAAUGUUUUUUCCAGAGUUUAUUGGAUAAACACCAAUCUUUUUUUAAUUGGGAGUGUUUUAUCCAUGUCUGUUAAAACCAAAAAUCAGAAGCCUUACGUAUUAUGAACACCCAUUUUAAACAGUAAACUGCAUGGUGGCUGCUGUCUGCUAUGGAAUCUGUCUUCAUAAGGAAGAAAACAGAUAAGUCACUUCACAAAGAGUGAGUUCUCAUCUUAUUUGCAGGUGGAGUCACAUCAAAUGCAAUUUUGACCUAUGCCAUUUCUGUAUUAGUAACGUAUAACAUGAGACCAGUCCUACUCCCAUACAAGUUAGUGGAUGUUUUGGUCCUCACAUCCAUAGGAGUAGGAUUCAGUCUUUAAGUAUCUUGUAUUUUGGGGCUGUUUUCUCACUGAUCUUAUUGCUCUGUUCUGCAUGCCAAACUUCUGUUACAUGUAUUUGUGUUACUGGUUCGCAGAUAACUAGGAAGAGUCCUUUAAUUACACUUGGCUGGUGGAUUUUAAAAGUAGGCAUUGUCCUUUCCAUCACCCUCAAGGUGAGUGGAAACCACCAAGUUUCAACUCUCGGAGUUAAUUAUGAUAACAUCUACCAGUUUCUACCUAUACCACUGCGUAGUGUUUGUUUUUUGAGAUGCAGUAAAUUUGGCAUCUUGUCUGAAGUGUGAGAAAAUAGCUCUAACAAUACCUUCACUUAAAUUUCAUAACUACAUUGAUCUGAUAGUAUACUUAUUAUUCUUGCCAUCAAGUUGUCCCCAUAACUAGGUGUACUGACCUACUGUAGAAUAAAAACAAUCCUGUUAUUUGUGCACCCAAAAGUAUUGAUCCAUGGCAGUUCUGGCUGCAUGCCAAAUACAGGCUUGGGUUCAUAGUUCUUUAACUUCAUGUCAAGUUUCUUCAGACCUGAUUAGCCUCAUGGUGGUAAUACUGGAGUUCCCUUUUCUUGAGUGCUAUUAUGUUUUUUUAUUAGCUGUUAAGCUGACAGCUGGGAUUUCUCAUUGCAAAGUGGCUGGUCCAUGCUUGGGCUACCCCUGUCCUGUAUGAGUAUUUACUAGCCUUUAGAGCACGUAUGAACCACUAAUUUGUUAAUCCAAUAAUUUUCAUCUUGGUUGGAAAUGGAGUUUGACAGACUUGUAUUUACUGGGUCUUAAUCAAGCCAUUAUAGAUAAUGAGGUCUAGAGGUUACAGCAUUAUAAACUGAAGUUUUAUAUUUUGGAUGUCAUCACUCAAUGAUUUCUUUGAUACUGGAACUGUACCAGUGUUUAAACUAGUUAAUGAGGGCAAAAAGUACAUUUUCAUUGCUGCCUUGUGUUUUGGGUGUAGUGAGGAGACUGGUUCAUCUAGCUUCUUUGUGAAAAUAGAUGUUUUGCUUAUCUAUGAGUAAUUGAGUCUACAGUUCCUUUAUGUGCAAAACUCAAUGGGCACUGUGUGCAUUUAGGGUCUGAUAAAAUUGUCAGACUCGCAUCAACUUCAUGAGAGGUUGGAUCAAGCCCACAAAGAUGGCAGGAUCAGGAAAAAUGCAGAAAAGUUUCUUCUUCGUAAAUGAAAUACUCUGCCAAGAUUUGCAGAAUAAAUAUUGCCAAUAUACAAGAAACCAGAUUGUUUAAUACAGGAUUAAAUUCUUAAAUGGCUGCUGAUGCAGAAAAGCAGAAGUAUUACACUGAGGUCUUGUCUACAUGGCAGUGCAGUGUGAAUUGGAGUAUGCUCUAAUUGUCCCACGUAGAUGAUGCUGGUGUGAACUAGGAGGUACCUACUUAACACUGCUGUAGCCCUAUUUAAAACAGGGUGAAGUACUAAGUUCACACAAGCAGGGUAUACAGGGGUCAGAGCACAAAUUAGCAUGUUCUGCAGUUCACACCCCUGUCAGUACUGCAGUGUAGACAAGCCCAGUAUAUACAGCCAGGUAUCCUGUACAGAAGUGCUUACUAAUACCAGUUUUCAUGAGGUCUAAAUUAACCCUCAAAUAGAAGUGCCUGUAUUUCUGUGUUGCUUGUUGCCAUUCUUUAUCUUCUCAGUCAUAGCCCACCCCACACCCCCUUUUCAAUUCUUGACGUCAGAUUUGAGGAACACAGGUUUACAGGGCAGCACUGUGGCAGAAACAAUGUAAUCGUUUUACUUACAUCUACUGGAAGAAAACAAAUACACAAAGCAGGUGGAAAAAUCAUUUAAGGGAUCAUGUGAUGCCAUAGACUUGUCCGAUUUAAUACCAUCAAGCACUGUGGUUAUUAGAGAGCCAGAAAUAAAAUAUCUAUCAAGUCAUUUUAAAUAGUGACAGAUGGCUUUGAGGGCUUGUGUAUUCCAUUUGUGUGUAAAGCAUCCUUUUAUUUUUCUUGCACUGUAAUGAACUUGAAGUGAAAUUAAAUUAAACUCUUGUCAUUGAACAGCA